This is a messenger RNA of Tripterygium wilfordii, 919 nucleotides long. RefSeq lists its product as uncharacterized. The coding region runs from base 455 to 787 and encodes 110 amino acids. Lineage: Eukaryota; Viridiplantae; Streptophyta; Magnoliopsida; Celastrales; Celastraceae. The record is from RefSeq and is a predicted model, not a curated record. The transcript has 3 exons.
UACCUGUACCCCUGGUGGUUGUUGGUUGUUUUUUUGGGAACUGUCAAGGUAUACAGAUAUGUCUGAAAGCUGUUCGACCAUUUGUCGCAAUUGAUAAAUUGUGGUUUCUUUGAAAUUUCCUUUCCUUUUAUGGACGAAAUAGAGGGCCUUUUUCAUGUUGGCAUUCAUGGGACUCAUUCGUAACUCCCUUGUCUUAUGAUUUGUUUUAUUUCCACAAAAAUGUAAACAAAAUGAAGAAAGGUCCCUCAUUGAAGGAAGCAUUGCAUAGAUAGCACCGAGUUUUCACCCUUUAAAGUAUUUGACAGGGCAAUCUGAUGGGAGUUUUCCUGAAACAGUGCCCUUCAAAGCAGGCAAGCCAGCAUUCAUAUGUCUCUGAGAAUAUUUUGAAACAGGGCCUGAGAGCUCAAAGAAAGAUAGACUUGGGAGACUAGAUAGGGAGUGAAAGUGAAGGGAGAUGAAUUCAGAAGCACUGCAAGCUUGUAAGGUGUAUCGCCAACUUCUCAAAGCUGUCAGGAAACAUGUGGGCAAAGAAGACUACAAAAAACAUUUUGUGGAAUAUGUAACACAAGAGUUCCAGAAGAACUGUCACUUGUCGGAUGUUGUGUACAUCCAGCAGAAAAUCAAGCUUGCACGGGAUUACACUCUUCUCCUUAACAGUGUGCACCAUCACAUGGACUUGCUGUUCUCAUACAAUAUUGCCAUUGAUAGAUCAGACGAAAUGAAAAGAACACUUGGAAAAUCUGCUGCAAGUGUGGGUCUUCAGCUUGCUGUGCCGUAUCAUUCUUGACAAAUGAUAGGUCUUAUGCUUUUCAUUCAACCAUUCCAAAAAAUCUAUGUAUGUGCUUCCGUUGUACUUGAGAAUCUGAUUGGAGCAGACUCUAUAUGCCAAUGCAUUGAUUAAUUCCAGUUCAUUUCACAG